AUGAAGGUCAAGUACGUCGAGACGGAGCGCUGGCUACUGGAGCGCAAGGCCAACAAGCGCCUGUUCCACAUCUACCGCAACCCCUAUAGUAACCACCCGUGCGUGCGCAUGGCCAACGACUCCACCGCCAACACAAUCAUCCUCUACUGGGGCGGCAACCUGCUCGCCAUCAGCGAGCGCGGCCUGCCCUACGCAGUCGACCCGGACACACUCGAGACCAGGGGAUGCGAUCCUUUCGGGGGACAGGCCAAGGCCAAGACAUUUACUGCGCACCCAAAGGUCGACCCAUACGCGAACGAGCUGGUGACCUGGGGCUAUGAGGCGAAGGGCCUGGGGACCCCGGACUUCCAGGAGGAGGAACCCACGAUGGUGCACGACGCCUGGGUCACCGAGAACUGGAUCGUAAUGUGCUCCAUGCCGUUCAAGGUGAACUUGGACGAGGACCUCAAGAAGGGCUCGCAGCACUGGGAGUACGUGGUCGACAAGCCCUCCGGGUUCCUCGUGGCCCCGCGGCACCCGGGCUCACCCAAGCACCCGGGUGGAAGCCCGAACGGUUUGGUGAUCCACACGGGCGGCGCGUGGGAGGACGAGGACGGUAACCUAAAGCUGGAAAGCCACUUCAUAGCAUCCAACGUCGCCUUCACCUUCUGGAACCCGCCCGGGAUGAAGCACCCGGAGGAGCCGACGGGCGACUGGGUGCGCUGGACGAUCGACCUGGACAAGCCGGCCGAGGCGUGGCUGCCGGACCCGGACGUGCUGUUCCGGGGCCUGGUCGACUUCCCCAAGACAGACGAGCACUUCCUAACGCGCAGGCAGCGCGUCGUCUACCUGGCGGCGUGCGACGCGGGCAAGAUCUCGGGCCGCAGGUUCGGCUUCAGCUCGGUCGUCAAGCUCGACACCGAGACGCGCGAGACUACUAUCUUCGAGCCGCCCGAGGACGGCAGCCGCCUGGCCGAGCCCGUGUUCGUGCCCCGCUCUGAUGACGCCCCGGAGGGCGACGGCUGGGUCAUCUUCUGGUGCGACAGCCCCAGCGUGCCCAAGGGCGAGAUCGUCAUCCUCGACACCAAUGACUUCACCAAGCCCGUCGCCCUGGUCAAGCUGCCCUUCGCCAUGCGUAACCAGGUCCACGGCAACUGGAUACCGAACACGAAACCCGGGAAGCCGCUGCCGAAGUUGACAAAGGCCGUGAAGGAUGUGACUCCGAGUACCCUUGGGGCGCUGAAUCGAGUCUAG
This is a messenger RNA of Diaporthe citri, 1233 nucleotides long. RefSeq lists its product as uncharacterized. Gene Ontology annotation, biological process: carotene catabolic process. The record is from RefSeq and is a predicted model, not a curated record. Gene Ontology annotation, molecular function: carotenoid dioxygenase activity. NCBI's taxonomy places the organism in Eukaryota, Fungi, Ascomycota, Sordariomycetes, Diaporthales, Diaporthaceae. Bases 1 to 1233 code for a protein of 410 amino acids. The transcript has 3 exons.